Zymoseptoria tritici IPO323 is the source of this 513-nucleotide messenger RNA. RefSeq lists its product as uncharacterized. The record is from RefSeq and is a predicted model, not a curated record. The transcript has a single exon. Bases 1 to 513 code for a protein of 170 amino acids. NCBI's taxonomy places the organism in Eukaryota, Fungi, Ascomycota, Dothideomycetes, Mycosphaerellales, Mycosphaerellaceae.
AUGCUGUGCAUCAGCCCUCGCACACACUUCAAGUCGUGGCCUUGCGCCGCUGUCUACGAGAUGAACACCACUUCCGCCACGUUUGACAACAAGGGCACUGCCGUGUCGGACAACAAGAAGAGCACCACCUCUUCUUCCACUAUGGCUGAUCAGACCAGCACAAGCUCCUGCGCUUCCACUCGAAUUCAAGCUGGAUCGACCGCAUCUUCUCAGUCACACGCGCAAGCCGCAUACUGCUCGGCGGCGCCCUCUCGCGGCGAAAUCACUUCAUCUCAUGGUCGCUCCACUUCCGGCUCUUCUACCGUCCGCGGCGACGUUACCCCAGCUCGCGAUCGAUUAGCCUCUAACGCUUCAGCACCCACCCUCAGCGGCGACGCCACGCCCUCCCGGUCGCGCAUUCUGGCCGAUGCAAACUCGUCGCCACCGACUGUCCGCGGCAUCACAACUGCACGCAUUCAGCCAAAGCGAGAACCAUCGACCCUUUCAGCGACUCCACUCCCGAGAAGGACUUGA